UCUGACUUGUGACGUUCAGCUGUACAGUUCGUGGGCGGCGGCGGCAUACGCGAAUUUUCUCAAACAGGCUGCAUUUCUGUAACGAGUGCUAACCCAACUCAGUUAACGUCAAGCGUUAAAGCCGCAUCCGCAUCCGUGUCUAGCGAGCUGCCGGAAUACGGAAACUGCUGACCAAAAAGCAAAGAAUUGCUAUGCUGCAUUAGCCCAACCACUGGGCCCCCCAAAAGUCUUUUGCUUAAAGACACAACAAACGUUUUUGUCAAUUAAAGCCUGAGCGCUUUUAAUUUAUCAACAUGCGCAGCCUACAGCUGACUCUUUGCCUUGGCAUAUUGUGCCUCACUACAGUCUUGGGCUCCAUAAAAUUGACAGGUCAAGGCUUCAAAGAUGCUCUUGGAGAACACAUGCUAACGGAUAUAAUGAAUAGCAAUCAAUACUCUGGCAUCGAAUUUGCCGACGGCGAAGAUGGAUUUCCAGCGUUUAAACUACUGCCCACGGCGGAUGUGAAAUCACCGUAUAAAGUGUUGUUGCCGGAGAAGCUCAGCGAGUUUGCCGUGCUCAUAACCUACAAACUGAGCUCCCUCAAGGGCGGCUAUCUGUUCAGCGUGGUCAAUUCACUGGACACAUUGGUGCAGCUGGGCGUGGUGCUGUCGCCAGUUGUUAAAAACAGUUACAAUGUUACGUUGGUCUAUGCGCAGCAGGAUGAGCCCGUUGGACGCAAGAUAGCCAGCUUUGCGGUUACGCAUGUGCCAAACAAAUGGAAUUCGAUUGCGUUCCAGGUGUUUAGCGAUAAGGUGAACUUUUACUAUGACUGCGAACUGGUCAACUCGACAAACGUCGUGCGUGAGCCACUUGAGCUGAUCUUCUCAUCGGCCGCAACACUUUAUAUUGGCCAAGCGGGCUCCAAUAUCAAAUGCCACUUUGAGGGCUAUUUAGAAAAAAUCUAUGUUUAUACUAAUCCGGAUGCCAUUAGUGUGGCAUGCAUGCCGCCACAAAAGCCAACAGUAGCAGUCACACUGCCACCGGACUCUGAAUCCGAUUUAAACAAUGAGUUACCCAGCGAUGCUGAAUUUUCAGCAUUACCCGAUGAGUCCAUGCCCCUUUCACCUGACGCGGAGGGUAAUGAAAUUGAUAUAGCAAACGAUGGCGCAUGGGCUGCUGGCCUUGAGGCAACAGACCUAUACGACGCCAGUGGCAUGCCGCCGGGACAGACCUACGAAAGACCUUAUCGCGGCAUCAAGGGCGAGAAGGGCGAUCGCGGACCCAAGGGCGACAGCAUACGCGGCCCGCCGGGUCCACCAGGUCCGCCUGGUCCCAAAGGUGAAUCCGCCGCAUAUCCGCCCUUUGUGGAGUCAAGCAGUCCCGGCGCUAAAUACACUGGCGAAUGUACAUGUAAUGCGUCUGAUAUUCUGGAUGCUCUCAAGGACAAUGAAAGUUUACGUGAAACGUUGCGCGGUCCGCCCGGUGCACAAGGACGAGAUGGUAAAACUGGUGCCCCAGGACUAACCGGUGCCACUGGUGUGACUGGCGCGCGUGGUCCGGAAGGUCCUGCGGGCGAGAAGGGCGAGCCAGGCGUCGACGGUAUGCCCGGUGUGUUGGGUCCGCCCGGACCACCAGGGCCGCCUGGCUUGCCGGAAAGCUACGAUGAAUCCUUAAUGGGCAACUCGAUGGGCAGCCUACGCAACACGGGAGCAACACAGGCCGGAGCGAAGGGCGCAACUGGCGACAGAGGUGAACCCGGUAGGCCAGGAGAACGCGGUGAAAAGGGCCACAAAGGUGCACAUGGACCCGCUGGACCCAAGGGUGAGCCUGGCGCACCCGGACUGCCCGGAUUGGCUGGACAGCCGGGCGAUGGCAAUGGCACCAAGGGCGACCGCGGCGAGAAGGGCGAGAAGGGCAUGCGUGGCCGACGCGGUGGCACUGGCGCUGCAGGACCCAUUGGCCCACCCGGCAAACCUGGCCCCGCCGGCGAUAUUGGACACUCGGGACGUCCCGGCGUAGCUGGACCCAAAGGCGACAUUGGCCCCAAGGGCAUCAAAGGCGAUGCAGGCGGACGCGAGGGUGUCAAGGGCGACAAAGGUGAUCGCGGCAGUGAUGGACGCGAUGGUUUACCCGGCCCACCAGGCCUGCCGGCUACAACAAUUUCAGGCGAUGGCGAUAGCAGCGGCGUGCAGUAUAUACCCAUGGCUGGCCCACCUGGACCGCCAGGACCCCCUGGAUUGCCUGGAUUGUCUAUAUCCGGACCCAAAGGUGAACCUGGGAUGGAUGCGCGUGGCUCGUUCUUCGGCGAUGCUGCUUACUACGGACGUCCAGGUACGCGCUCAUCUUUAGACGAACUUAAAGCUCUACGCGAACUGCAAGAUCUGCGCGAUAGACCCGAUGGCACUGCCGCACGCACAUCAAUUGCAGAGCCGCCGCGUCAAACUGCACAUUCGCACAAACAUGAGGAGGCGCUGGGAAUGGGCAUGGGCAUGGGUCUGGGCAGUGAGGAGCUGCCUUAUUUGUCGGCAUCAUCAUCGAAUAUGAACAUGAGAAUUGUGCCAGGUGCUGUUACCUUUCAAAAUAUUGAUGAAAUGACAAAGAAAUCGGCGUUGAGUGCGCCUGGAACUUUGGCAUACAUAACAGAGGAGGAAGCGCUGCUGGUGCGCGUCAACAAGGGCUGGCAAUAUAUAGCGCUGGGCACACUGGUGCCGAUUGCCACGCCUUCGCCGCCCACUACUGUGGAGCCUCCGAUGCGUAACUUUGGUCUGCAGUCAAAGAAUCUGCUCAACAGUCCGCCACCUUUAGUUAAUACACCCACGUUUACAACCGCGCCCGAAUACGAAACGUGGUAUCCGCGCAUGCUACGCGUGGCCGCGCUCAAUGAACCCGGCAUUGGGGAUCUGCAAGGCAUACGCGGCGCAGACUACGCCUGUUAUCGCCAAGGACGACGCGCCGGACUGCUGGGCACAUUCAAGGCUUUCCUUACUUCCAGAGUGCAAAAUCUGGACUCCAUAGUGCGUCCAGCUGACCGUGAACUGCCAGUGGUGAAUACACGCGGCGAUGUGCUCUUCAACUCCUGGAAGAGCAUCUUCAAUGGCCAGGGCGGCUUCUUCUCGCAGGCGCCGCGCAUUUACAGCUUCAGCGGCAAGAAUGUGCUAACAGAUCCGCUAUGGCCACUCAAACAUGUUUGGCAUGGCUCGCUGCCGAAUGGCGAACGUUCCAUGGACACUUAUUGCGAUGCCUGGCACUCCAGCUCGCAUGAAAAGUUCGGCUAUGCCAGCAAUUUGCUGGGCAAUAAGCUGCUCGAUCAGGAGCGCCAAAGCUGCGAUGGCAAGUUGAUUGUGCUUUGUGUUGAGGCCUUGUCACAGGAUCGACGAAAAAAACGUGAUGUCAGCAGUAGCAGCAGCAGCAGCAGCAGUCACAGUCACAGUUAUAACGACAGCCACCACAUUGAGUUUCGCAGCGCCGAGGAAUACGCCAAGCAUUUAGACAAUUUACGGCUGUAAGCAGUGAACACUCAACAACAACAACAACAACACACCCCACCAGGCUAAUGUGAACUGUAGCUGGAGCAUUCGAAACAAACUGUAAACGUAAAUCAUGGCCAUGCAUAUAAUCAGCGAAUUCCAAACAACACACACACACAAAACCAAAAUACUCAACUUAGUGAGGCGAGGUAUAAACAAUUUGCUUAGUGCCAUAAGUAACUACGAAAUACACAUAUAUAGACGAUACGAUAAUAUUAUUUGUAAUAAUCCUAUGUUUUUUCAAAUUUUUGUACAACCCACUAAUAUACGCGUAGUAUCUAUAUCUAAGCUAGUUUAAGUCACUGCCUGAAGUUAAAAGAAAGCGAGCGCGCAACCCUAACAUACUGGCCAAAUUAGUCUCAUAUCGUUCAAAAGGCAAAAACUUACAUUUCACAUGGGCUGUCUACGUGUAUAAAUGUAUUUUUGUCAAAACAUAAAAAAGACUUCUAAAUGUGUAAAUGUCUAAGCCCCCAAUCCAACACACACACUUUGUACUACCCCCUUUGGCAAGCAGCAGUAAUGUUUUUAACUAUUGAAAUUUAUUUAGAUUUUCUAUUCAAACAACUCAACCUUUUUAUACAUAUACUUAUAUAUAUAUACAUGUGUACUAUCUAUAGUUUAACUUAAUGCUAAUGUUCUAGUAUUCGUUUGUAUGUAAUGUAACUUAUUGUAAUUCUAGCGCGAUUACUUGCAACUACUCGUAAACGUAAAUUAAUAUAGUUAGCUAUAUAGUACGACGAUGAUAACGACGAUAUGCAAACGUAUUGUGUAUAAUUUCUUUUGCAUUUAAAUUAAUGCAUUUCCAGCAUAAUAAUGUUUGUAAUGUAAUUAAGAACAACUAAAUAAGUUAUUUUAUAACAUCAAGCGUCAGUCACAAGCAUCAGAACGAAGCAGCAACUAAGCAUUAACUAUUCACUACAUAUGGAAUGAAUUAAACAAUUGCAAUGCAAAUAACUAAAUUUAGUAAAAAUCAAAAUUAAACACACACACACACACAUGAGGACGCAACCGCGCAGUUGCAGCAUUAAACAAAAUCUAUCUAGUCCUAAGUCUAUAUGAUUGUAUAUGCUAAUUGCAGCAGCAUAAGGAGUAACAAAAAAAUUAAUAAUAAUAAUUGCUAACAUGCGUACGUAUGA
Molecule: messenger RNA, 4642 nt
Organism: Drosophila busckii
Lineage: Eukaryota; Metazoa; Arthropoda; Insecta; Diptera; Drosophilidae
Gene: Mp
Product: collagen alpha-1(XV) chain
Exons: 25
Coding region: 294-3485 (1063 amino acids)
Source: RefSeq, a predicted model, not a curated record